This is a messenger RNA of Parnassius mnemosyne (clouded apollo), 690 nucleotides long. The record is from the annotation of a GenBank genome assembly. Lineage: Eukaryota; Metazoa; Arthropoda; Insecta; Lepidoptera; Papilionidae.
AUGGCUUUUCCUAACGGUGAGGCAGCCAACUUUAAGAUGAUCGCGGAAUUGAUACCAAGGUACGAUGGCAAUACAAAGAGAUUAAACCAUUAUAUCAGAGAAAUUGAAAAUAUUUUUAAUCUUUUGGACGAUACUGCUAGGGUACAUCCGGCAAUUACAUGUCUCAUAAAGAGUAGAUUAAGCGGUACCGCGAUUGAUGCGAUAGCAUACCAAGAAACUCUUAAUUCUUGGGAAACUAUUAAAGAUGCGCUCGUACGUAGAUUAAGGGAACCUAGGAAUGAAAUCCAGGUUAUGCAAGAGCUUAGUAGGGUGCGGCGCAACAGAAACGAGGACGCCGAGACACUUGGUAAGCGACUUCGAGAAAUACUAGAUACACUAUUUUCUGUAGGCACACAUACCAAUAAAUCGUACUACGAAAACAUGGUAAUAGAACAAUACACGAGUAAUUUAGAUUUCCAAGUUUCUAUAGCGGUGCGAAUAGCACAACCCACCACAUUAGAAUCAGCCAUAGUAAUAGCGAGACAAGAGGAAACGAAACUUUCCUUUAAUAAGACAUUCAAUAAUAAUAAUUAUAGUGCACCAUCAACAUCGGCUCAGGCAAAGUUUAGAGAACCAAUACGGGCUAUAAAUCGGCCUCAAAAUUCCCUACCGCUUAGGUUUGGUAACUCAGGCCCCAUGCCAGACGAGUAA